Molecule: messenger RNA, 3606 nt
Organism: Rhinichthys klamathensis goyatoka
Lineage: Eukaryota; Metazoa; Chordata; Actinopteri; Cypriniformes; Leuciscidae
Gene: supt16h
Product: SPT16 homolog, facilitates chromatin remodeling subunit
Exons: 24
Coding region: 251-3358 (1035 amino acids)
Biological process (GO): positive regulation of transcription elongation by RNA polymerase II; transcription elongation by RNA polymerase II
Cellular component (GO): FACT complex
Molecular function (GO): nucleosome binding
Source: RefSeq, a predicted model, not a curated record
CAUCAUCAUCACCACCACAGACCGAACGAGCACUGACAAUUAUACAUUUUAAAGCAGAAUAACCGUCUUUUUAAUAGACACCUUUGAAAUUAUUGAAAAAAUAUUUUUUCAUAUUUUCGUUCAUUUCGCGUUAGUUGUUGUUCUAUCGUCCGGUAGAGAGUAGAAAUAGUGAAAACCACACGAGAGAGAGUGUGUAUAAGUGUGUGUUUGUUCUCUCAGUGUGUGAGUGUGUGUGUGUUGAUGUGAUAUUAUGGCGGUGAAUCUGGAUAAAGACGCGUUUUAUCGCCGCAUCAAGCGACUCUACGGCAACUGGAAGAAAGGCGAAGAUGAGUUCGGGAAGGUGGACGCCAUCGUCGUGUCUGUUGGAGUCGAUGAGGAGAUCGUCUACGCCAAAUCCACAGCGCUUCAGACGUGGCUGUUUGGCUACGAGCUCACCGACACUAUAAUGGUGUUUUGCGAGACUAAGAUCACGUUUCUGGCCAGUAAGAAGAAAGUGGAGUUCCUGAAGCAGGUCGCCGUAACCAAGGGCAACGAGAACGCCAACGGGAUUCCUCCAAUCACGCUGCUCGUCCGGGAAAAGAGCGAGAGCAACAAGGUGAACUUUGAGAAGAUGAUCGAAGCGAUUCGUGGGAGUAAAGAGGGCAAGACGGUCGGCGUGUUCAUCAAGGACAAGUUCCCCGGAGAAUACAUGAAGAACUGGAGCGACAUGAUCACGGCCGAGGGCUUGGAGAAGGUGGACAUCAGCACAGUGGUGGCGUAUACGAUGGCGGUGAAGGAGGACGGAGAGCUGGUGCUCAUGAAGAAAGCGGCCGCCAUCACCAGCGACGUCUUCACCAAGUUCUUCAAGGAGAGAGUCAUGGAGAUCGUGGACGCCGACGAGAAGGUGAAGCACAGUCGUCUGGCCGAGUCGGUGGAGAAGGCCAUCGAGGAGAAGAAGUUUCUGGGCGGCGUCGACCCGUCCACCGUGGAGAUGUGUUACCCUCCCAUAAUCCAAAGCGGCGGAAACUACAGCCUCAAAUUCAGCGUCGUCAGCGAUAAGAACCACAUGCACUUCGGGGCGAUCACGUGCGCCAUGGGGAUCCGCUACAAGUCGUACUGCUCGAACCUGGUGCGGACGCUCAUGGUCGACCCGCCGCAGGAAAUGCAGGACAACUACAACUUCCUGUUGCAGGUGGAGGAGGAGCUUCUGAAAGAGCUGAAGCACGGUGUGAAGCUCUGUGACGCCUACAACACUGUCCUGGACUUCGUCAAGAAAGAGAAACCAGACCUGGUCAGCAAGCUCACGAAAAACCUCGGGUUCGCCAUGGGGAUUGAGUUCAGGGAAGGAUCGCUCGUGCUGAACGCAAAAAAUCAGUUCAAACUGAAAAGAGGGAUGGUUUUCAGUGUCAGUCUGGGACUUGCUGAUCUGAUCAACAAAGAAGGGAAGAAAGACGAGCAGAAGAAAUACGCCCUCUUCAUCGGAGACUCCAUCCAGAUCAAUGAGGAGGAUCAAGCCACCAUCCUCACCCCGGUGAAGAAGAAGAUUAAAAACGUUGGGAUUUUCCUCAAGAACGAUGACGAAGAUGAUGACGAUGAAGAGGAUAAUAAUGCCGACGAGCUGCUGGGAAAAGGAGCUCGUGGCGCCGCCCUGCUGACCGACAGAACCAGGAAUGAGAUGACGGCUGAGGAAAAGAGGCGGGCCCAUCAGAAGGAACUGGCCAAUCAGGUGAACGAGGAGGCCAAGCGGCGACUGACGGAGCAGAAGGGAGGACAGCAGAUCCAGAAAGCCAGAAAGUCCAAUGUGUCGUAUAAGAACGUUUCCCAGAUGCCCCGGGAGAAGGACAUCAGAGACAUGAAGAUCUACAUCGAUAAGAAGUACGAGACGGUCAUCAUGCCCGUGUUUGGCAUCGCUACGCCUUUUCACAUCGCCACCAUCAAGAACAUCAGUAUGUCAGUGGAAGGAGACUACACCUAUCUGAGGAUAAACUUCUUCGUGCCGGGCAGUUCGCUGGGGCGUCACGAGGGCAACAUCUUCCCAAACCCCGAGGCCACGUUUGUCAAAGAGAUCACGUACCGCGCGUCUAACCUGAAAUCCCCGGGCGAUCACUCGGUUCCCUCCACAAACCUGCAGAACGCCUUCCGCAUCAUCAAGGAGGUGCAGAAGCGCUACAAGACCCGCGAGGCGGAGGAGAAGGAGAAGGAGGGCAUCGUCAAGCAGGACUCGCUCGUCAUCAACCUCAACCGCAGCAACCCCAAACUCAAAGACCUCUACAUCCGGCCCAACAUCGCCCAGAAGCGGAUGCAGGGCUCGCUCGAGGCGCACACCAACGGUUUCCGCUUCACGUCAGUACGCGGAGAUAAAGUCGACAUCCUUUACAACAACAUCAAGCACGCCGUGUUCCAGCCCUGCGACGGCGAGAUGAUCAUUGUGCUGCACUUCCAUCUCAAGAACGCCAUCAUGUUCGGUAAGAAGCGGCACACAGACGUGCAGUUCUACACAGAGGUGGGCGAGAUCACGACAGACCUGGGCAAACACCAGCACAUGCACGACCGCGACGACCUCUACGCAGAACAGAUGGAGCGAGAGAUGAGACACAAGCUCAAAUCCGCCUUCAAGAACUUCAUCGAGAAGGUGGAGUCCCUCACCAAGGAAGAGCUGGAGUUCGAGGUUCCCUUCAGAGACCUCGGGUUUCAGGGCGCCCCCUACAGGAGCACCUGUUUACUGCAGCCCACUUCCAGCUCGCUCUGCAACGUCACCGAGUGGCCUCCGUUCGUGGUGACGCUCGACGAGGUAGAGCUGGUUCACUUCGAGCGAGUCCAGUUCCACCUCAAGAACUUCGACGUGGUCAUCGUUUAUAAAGACUACAACAAGAAAGUCACCAUGAUCAACGCCGUGCCCGUCAACUCUCUGGAUCCCAUCAAAGAGUGGCUCAACUCGUGUGAUAUCAAGUACACCGAGGGCGUCCAGUCUCUGAACUGGACCAAGAUCAUGAAGACUAUAGUGGACGACCCCGAGGGCUUCUUCGAACAGGGCGGCUGGUCCUUCCUCGACCCUGAGAGUGAGGGAAGCGGAGCGGAGGACGACUCUGAGUCUGAGAUGGAGGACGAGACCUUCAACCCCUCGGCUGAUGAGGAGGAGGAGGAGGAGGAGGACAGUGAUGAAGACUACUCCUCUGAGACCGAGGACUCCUGUAAUGAUUACAGCGCGUCUCUGGGCAGCGAAGAGGAGAGUGGGAAAGACUGGGACGAACUGGAGGAGGAAGCCAGGAAAGCUGAUCGAGAGAGUCAAUAUGAGGACACAGAGGAGACGACAAACCGGAAGAGGAAAGGCCGUUCGUCAGCUCCACCGCCCAGCAGCAAGAAGAAGAGGCGACAUUAGACACACACACACACACACACACUGCCAAACACGUGUCCCACAGUCCUCUUUUACUGCCCCCCCCCCCCCCACACACACACACACACACACACACUGUGUCUGAUGUAAAUAGCGCCGGCCAGCGCUGGUGUGUGCUGUAGGAUAGUGGUUUUCAUAUCAGCGGAUGGACGUGGAUUUUCCUGCGUUGCAUCCCGUGUGUGUGUGUGUGCGAGCGCUGUUCUGAAACGUACAUGUGACGUAGUGUUGGU